Lineus longissimus is the source of this 2483-nucleotide messenger RNA. RefSeq lists its product as uncharacterized. The coding region runs from base 169 to 1182 and encodes 337 amino acids. The transcript is spliced from 4 exons. NCBI's taxonomy places the organism in Eukaryota, Metazoa, Nemertea, Pilidiophora, Heteronemertea, Lineidae. The record is from RefSeq and is a predicted model, not a curated record.
GCGAUCUAUUCCUUCGGACUGCAGACGCUCACAGAUGAGACAAGGACUGCGAGGAAUCGCUUCAAAGUGGAGUUCAAAUCUGAAAAUGCGGGUUACGGGCACUUCAAGUUCAGAUUAAUAGCUUUAGACCGGGAUUUGGAACUGAGUUGCAAUAUAGAAAGAACAACAAUGUCCACCUCAUCGACAACUACCAUCACCACACCAACACCAACAACCCCGGACAAAGGCACCACUAGCGUUGCAUCGACGACGGAGGAAGGUAUGUCACUUGGGAACCUUUCAACCGCAAAAGGGACAGUGGUGUCUUCUAUACCUACCGAAUCCAUUGCAGUUGGUGAGGGAGAGAAGGCUAAGAUCUCACCAAGCCACAGAAACCAGCAGUUGCCACGAUUAGAUCCAGCUGUACAUGUAAUCUUCUGGCCGGUCUUCGCUCCCGUCUUGGUGGUCGUCUAUGCUGUGCUCCAUCUCGUCUUUGUACCGAUCCUGGUAAAAAGGCAGCGUGAAAAGAGGCACGGGCGACAAGAGAUCGAGAUGGAGGAUGUUGGUGGACAGGUCAGCAAGCAGAAGACGAUGUGCGCGGACGUUGGACAAUAUUCUGAACCAGCAGACUUCAAAUUACGCGACAGGGAAACGGAAUCAGGUGACAGGGAGACGUUCCAUGCCUAUUCGGAACCCCAGGAUUCGAGACUGCAUUCAGUGAAAUGCGAAUCGGGAGCAGAUGGCAACACAAUGGGAAUUUUAAAAACGCCAAGAUCGGGGAGAAAUGGCGGGGAGGGAACCUACUGUGAAGUGAGACAAACGUUCUUCCUUCAACCGAAAUCGGCGGCUGGGCAGGUGAAGGGUAAUGUACAUUCGGCCACGUUCCAGGGUGAGAGCAACUCGUCCGUGGUCGAAGAAGAUGUGUACGACAAGCUCAAGUGCCCCCUUUUGUCGAAGCCGGAGACCAUGUUGAAGACGCAGACUCUGGACCAGAAAAGACUCGACACAGGGAUCAGCCCGUAUGGCACUCUCAGUGGACCCAACCCGUCUACCCCAGAGACAAGGCUAAAAAGCGAGAGCGGAGUCGGUAUCGGACGUUCUCACAGCAACUGUGACGAAGAAGUGUAUGAUAUUUUGAACCACCCUUUACUCUCAAAGCCGGUGACUAUGCUCAAGACGUCGUCUAGGGCAGAAUCGGAUUGACAGCGAAUUCACCAUGGUUAAAUCAGAUUUCACAAUCGUGAAUCACUGAUCAUUUUCGUAAGGGUUUUCUCUCCAGGGUACACAAUUAUUUCUUCAGGGUCUGACAGGUCUUCUCUAGAUGUGCCAUCCAAUGACACAAUGGGCCUGGCUGCUAGAAGCAUUAAAAAGUUAAUAUUUCUAAAAAUUCUGAAAAUUACACAAUAUCGCUAUUUAUCGAAAUAUGACAGAAUAUUGCAAAAUGUGCGAGAAGCAGAAGCAUAAUAUUAAAAGAAUUUAUCGCCACCGUGGCCAACCCCAAUCACAAUCGGGGGCCUUUGAUACCAACACAAGCCACUUCACAAAGGCUGUGUAGACGACUUUGGGCGGGAGGCAUACCCUCGUCCAUUUCCCACCGUCUCCCGGGCUUGCGGAUAAGAAAGAAAGGGUCAGCCAAACGAAUCACCUAUUUAACGCGUUCGAUUUCGAGCGGAUCUCGGGCCUAUAGAAGCGCAUGCCCAGUAUGAAUCGCGCCCGAACGCCUUGCGCCAAGCCCCAUUCAAAAGCAAACAGGGACUAACAACGCAUUUGAGGGCUUCUUUCCAAAAUUACACUGUAGACAGAUUGAUCAAAUCAAGUAUUUUUAUGUAUAUAUUGAUGUCUUUUUGGUGGCACGUUCUGCAUGAGAGAAAGGACUUUGGGAGGAUUCACCUGUCUUCUUUGACUGUGGUCCCAAAGUACUCGAGUUGUACUUAAAGAGUUGUCCGGUAGAUAUUGGGUACUGCCAGUCUCGUGAGAUCUGAUAACCAGCUGGCAGAGGUUGGUUGUUCCAUUGUCCGUCAUUUCCAUGGUACAACCAAAUCAGUGGGCUUUUGUCCGAGGAAUGAAGUGUUCCAAAUACAGUUGGAAUUACCUGUAGCCUAAGUGAUUCCGAUGGUUAUUCCAUCCUUUCGUGGGAACUCAGCUAUGAUACCAUUGAUCCAGGUUAGGACUGGGACCUUGCUCUCAUGACUUGUGUUGACUUAUGUUUUUGAGUAUUAUAGUACAUGUAUGAUGCAGAAUAGAAAGAACCAAGACUUGAACUUUGACCUCGCAUUUAUAAUAAUGAGGGGGCAAUGAAACCACCAACUUUUAGUGCAGCUAGUUCGGGGCAUCGAUCUGCUCGGUCGCCCUGUUAAUAAGACUUCAAGCUGGCUGAGGACGUUUCAGGAACUAAUCCCUGCGCUACAUUCUUACCCAUUGAUCCAUCAGAAGAUCAUUAUGCCUCUUUUCUUUAGGCUGGAAUAGGAGCCUUGUCUUAACUUCCUGUACGUCUUAGGUUCGAC